Molecule: messenger RNA, 695 nt
Organism: Hevea brasiliensis (rubber tree)
Lineage: Eukaryota; Viridiplantae; Streptophyta; Magnoliopsida; Malpighiales; Euphorbiaceae
Product: zinc-finger homeodomain protein 5-like
Exons: 1
Coding region: 26-508 (160 amino acids)
Biological process (GO): regulation of DNA-templated transcription; regulation of developmental process
Cellular component (GO): nucleus
Molecular function (GO): transcription cis-regulatory region binding; DNA-binding transcription factor activity
Source: RefSeq, a predicted model, not a curated record
UCUCUCUCUCUCUCUCUGAUGUCUCAUGGCUAAUAGUAAAUUAAAGUCCAAACAACUCAGUGAAGAAUCAAGGGAAACCACUAUCCAGUAUAGAGAGUGUAGACGUAACCAUGCAGUCUUGAUUGGCGGCUAUGCAGCAGAUGGGUGUGGAGAGUUCACACCAAAAGGUGAUCAAGGUACUAAAGAAGCUCUUCUUUGCGAGGCCUGUGAUUGUCACAGAAAUUUUCAUCGAAAAGAGUUCAUCAAGAAUGGUACAGCUCUUCUUGGUAGCCAACAUUUUCCUCCUCCACAUGGACUAUACUAUCCUAUGUGGAGAGAGGGAAAUGCUCCUGGGUUUUAUCCAUUACCUCCACUUUCUUCACAGCCUCAACUUUCUCCUUAUUGUCAUUGUCACUGGCAGCAGAAUGUGCAGAACCUGGUCUGUGAUGAAGAGUCGGUGACAUGUAAUGGAAGCCAGAAUGAUGGGCAGAUGAAGGCAGGGAAAAGACAUAAAAGGAAACUCUUAUAAAUGCCAAACAAGAAAAGAGCGGCCAUUAUUAUCACCACCGCUAAAUUGUCCCUCUAUCUAGCGUAGAGUCUUUGGACCAACAUGGGGCCUUGCCCUUUUGUUGAAAUGUCAACGGUCGUUCCCUUGCAGGUAAUUGUGCUCAAGUUAUAUUUGUCUCUUUUUUUUUAUUGGGUUUUGUUGAAGCACA